CCGGGAUUGUGGGCAGAGCAGAUGUCCUUGCGUGUGUAUUCUUCCUUGUGUCCUUCCUGGCCUAUCAUGGCAAUUCCAGCGGAAAAUGCCGGAUAUGGGUCAGCGUGCUUCUGGGCGGUCUCAGCAUGCUAUCGAAAGAAACCGGCGUUACCGUUUUCCUUCUCAACCUGCUUUACGAUUUCUACCUGCAUUGGCCUGAUAUCAGAUGGAGUUUAACCGAAAUGAAGUGGAAUCCAGAGACAAUGAGGUUUACAAACAGAGCGG
Molecule: messenger RNA, 264 nt
Organism: Acanthoscelides obtectus
Lineage: Eukaryota; Metazoa; Arthropoda; Insecta; Coleoptera; Chrysomelidae
Source: the annotation of a GenBank genome assembly